Molecule: messenger RNA, 820 nt
Organism: Pocillopora damicornis (cauliflower coral)
Lineage: Eukaryota; Metazoa; Cnidaria; Anthozoa; Scleractinia; Pocilloporidae
Source: RefSeq, a predicted model, not a curated record
UAAAGCGUCAUUUACCUCGCAGCGUCUCCGGGAGUAAAGCUUUGCGAAAGUUAAGAAUCCUUGAAAAGUCUUGCAUACAGAGACGAAGAUGACUGCCAAAGUUUUCUUCUUCGUUAUUGCCGUUCUAUUUGUGAUGCAAAUUGAAGCUAAUCCUCUGUACGACCGAGAUUUUUUUCGGAGACUACACAUGCAACCAAUGAUGGACGAACACCCGGAUGCAUACGCACGUCGACGGCUAGAGCCAAUGAUGGACGAGACUCCAGAUGAGUACAUUGCUCGACGUGAAGAGCUCAUACACGGCAGGGGACUCUGUGAGAAUGAAAACAAGGCGUACUGCGAACAAUGGAAAGCGUAUUGUGACCAACCCGCUUUUUUUAUAAAUGAAAAUCGCUAUAAAAUGUUUGUCAACAAGAUGUGCACAGCGGCUUGUAACAGAUGCAAAUAGGUAAAGACGUGGUCCUUUUCGUAGAAACACAUAGUUUUGAUGCAAGUUUUUUUCAAUCUUGUCGAGGCAAAAUGACUUGUGACGCAGAGUAGCUGUAGUCGAUAGCUUCAUUAGAUAAAAUUCAUUUUUGUACUUUAUGGCAGUACAUCCUUGUAAGUAAAAAUGUUGAUUUUUGAUUAACAAUUAAAUCCUAAUUACAAUAAUUGUUACUGUUAUUUUUUUUCUUACCGAAGGAUUGGUAAAUAAAACAAGGUUUGCGAAACGCUUUUUUCCAUGACCAUUUAUUGAAUUGUAAAGCUUUGAAAUUGUUGAAAAGGAGCUGUACUCGACUUUGAAGUCCGCCUUUAUUCCGUUAUAAAAAUAACUUUUACAGAA